GCGUAUAUUGCCACUAUUUUAAACCUCCCUUAAGCCUAUACAUCAGUGUCCUAGAGCUGGAAUGGAUCCAGACAGCAGGAUCAGGCCCAGAUUAGCAGCCAACUGGGUGAUGCGCAUCGCUCUGACGGACUACUCGACCCUGGACGAGGUGCUGAGGGCCGUAGAGGAGAUGCCCUACGAAGGAGGUGGCAGCCGCACUGGGGAGGCCUUGGAGUUCCUCGCUGAGUCUGUUUUUGGGCCUUCCAUAGCCAGGGACAACACCCCCAAGAUCGCUAUUCUUAUAACCAAUGGCCGAUCUGAUGAUGCCAUUGACGGGCCAGCGAAUGCAGUGAGAGACAGUGGCAUCUCACUCUUUGCCGUGGGGGUGAGAAACGCGGACGUGACGGAGCUGCGACGCAUGGUGACGGAGCCGUACGAGGAGCACCUCCUGAUGAGCGCAGACUUCUCCUACCUGGACGACCUGCUGCUCCGGCUCUCACGCAGGGUCUGCUUCAGCGCCUCCGAACCUCCUCGACCCGUCACAAAGAGGCAACCAGCGGAGGCUUUAGUGAUCGUGGGGCCGAGGGACCUGCAGGUGAGUGAGCUGGCCUACAGCUCCCUUAGGCUGACCUGGAGUCCAGCCACCGGAGACGUGACGGGCUACAGGCUGCUGGUUAGCCCGCUCUCCCUGAAGGGACACCUGCUCUCGCCUCAGCAGAAACAGGUUGAUCUGAAGGCAGAUGAGAGUACUGCUCAGGUGGUUGACCUGACCCCAAAGACGGAGUACUCACUCACAGUGUACGCCAUUUACCCAGGACGCAUCGGGGACUCAGCCAGCAUCCUCACAGAGACUACUCCAGUUCCCCAGGUGGCUAACUUCCGUGUGAUUGAGGAGGGCCUCUUCUCCCUGCGCUUGGCCUGGACUCCUGCUUUAGCCAAAGUCACUUCCUACCAGAUCUCCAUUCCUCGAUCGGACCGCCCUGGAGUGGCGUACGAGCAGACAGUGCGAGGUGACGUCUCCUCUCAUGUGAUUGACAGUCUGGAGGAGGAUAAGAAGUACACGGUCAGCAUCUAUGCAGUCUACCCCGAGGGCAAGAGUGAGCCUUUGUCUGUAGUCGGCAGAACAUUGAAGCUGAUUACCGUCCGCCAGCUCCUGGUAGAGAACGCCACCACAGACACAGUGCAGGCGCGCUGGCUCUCAGUCAGGGGAGCCUCCGGCUACAGGCUCACCUGGGCCUCAACAGGGGCGGAUGGACACAUAGAGAGUGUGAACUUGGGAGACACGUACAACUUCUACAUGAUCCAAGGCCUCCACACAGGCACCCAGUACGCCGUCACCAUCAACCCCAUCUUUGGGGACAUCGAGGGCCCCGUCACUACAACCUGGGCCAAAACACUGGAGAACAGUGCGGUUCAGUCUCUCAGGGCUCUGUCCGUCAGCACCAGCAGUGCACUCACCUCCUGGACCUCCGUCCCUGGGGCUACCGGCUACCGGCUGGCCUGGGGUCCCACACCUGAGUUUGUGGGUCGUGACCGUCCCAGACAGCUGGCUCUGAAUGGCAGCACCACGGAGUGCCUGCUGAAGAAUCUCGUGUACGACACGGAGUACGUGCUCUCCCUCUAUGUGCUGUUUGGGUCUGUGGUGGGACCCGGAAUCACCGCCACCUUCCGCACCUCUCCUCUUGGCUAUGUGUCCAACUUUAAGGUCACCUCCUACACGAGCACCUCCAUAGACGUAGAGUGGAGCCCCGUAGUCGGAGCCAAUGAGUACAAGCUCACCUGGAGCCCAGACGGCACAGCAACUCAGAGCCGCUACCUGGAGCGUAGUGCAUUGACACACCACAUUGAUGGACUCAUCCCACAGACUGUUUACACUGUCAGCAUCUCUGCCAUUUACGGCAACACGGAGGGGCCAGAUGUGUCGCUCUCGCAACACACAGCUUCACCCACAGACUCUGAGCAGAUUCCACCUAUGAGGGAGGUGAAGGUGGUGGACGUUGGCAUCAGAACCUUCAAGCUCGCCUGGAAGAGGACGCCUGGGGUGUCCAGAUACAAGGUGUCCUGGAGUUCCUUUCAUGGUGGGGAGGAGAAAAGCCAGCUGGUUCCUGCUUCCUCCACUUCUCUGACCAUCACGGGGCUGCAGGAGAGCUCACCCUACAAGCUGCAGGUGUCGCCCAUGCUGGGGGAGCGAGAGGGCAGCCCAUUCAUGCUCACGGCACGAACGCUGGACAUGCCCAAAGUGAAUAACUUCGUCACCCUGGACAUGACAGACAACAGCACUGUCCUGAACUGGACGAGUGUUGCAGGGGCGUCUGGUUACCUCCUCUCCUGGAGGCACAUCUCACAGGUAGAGAGCACCACGGAGACUCUCAGCCCCGCUGUGACUUCGCAUAAGAUUGCAGACCUGCAGUACGGACGCACCUACGUCUUCACCAUACGUCCUCUUUACGGGGAGGUUGAGGGGCCUGUCACUACUAUUCACCAACGGAUAGUUGGGAAACCUCGUCUGGUUCCCCUUCACACUCUCUCUGCUACGUCGGCCCCGUCCCCUGCAAACACCAUCACUGCUUCCAAAACCAACAAAGGAGCCGCGUCUCGCACCACUGCCAGGAACACACGCACGCCCAUCAACAAGCUGCCCAGUCAGCCAAUCACUGUUCAGAAUCCAGAUUUCACAGAGACAACCCCUCCUCCUGGGACAGGAUGUGGUAAGACCAAAGCUGACAUUGUCUUCCUGGUGGAUGAGUCCUGGAGCAUCGGCGCCGACAACUUCGGGAAGCUGAAAGAUUUCCUCUUCCGGGUCGUGACCUAUUUCCCAUCUAUCGGACCUCGGGGCACUCAGAUUGCAGUGGUGCAUUACAGUGACAAUCCCAGGAUAGAGUUCAAUCUGAACGAUUACAAAGACCGCAACUCAGUGCUGAGAGCUCUCAGAGGAGUUCGCUAUGGAGGAGGAAACACCAAAACAGGCCGAGGCAUCAGCUACGUGCUGAAGGAGCUCUUCCAUGAGUCGGCGGGCAUGAGGCAGGAGGUGCCCCACAUCCUGGUGGUCAUCACGGACGGCAGAGCUCAGGACAACGUGCUGCCACCCUCCAGGAUUGCACACGCCCUCGGUGUCAGUGUGUUAGCCAUUGGUGUGGAACGUGCUGACAUAGAGGAGCUGCAGAAUAUGGCAUCUCCCACCAACUACAAGAACGUCUUCUUUGCCAGCUCCUUCGAUGACUUCCCCAACAUCGAACGGGAGUUCAUUGCUAGCCUCUGCAGUGAUGCUCUGAUGUCUGAGUUCAAGCAGCACGAUGAUGAGUCUGCACAACUGGACACCCCCACCAGAGACCCAGAGGCUUUGGCCAAGCCUGAGGGACCCUGCCCAUCCAGCUGUAUGAAGGGUCAGAAGGGUGAAAAGGGAGAUGGCUCUGGUCUUGGUGGACUGAGAUUGAAGCAGGUGUCCGGAGAGUACGACCCCUUCAAUCUCAAUGUCAAGGGGGAGAAGGGAGAGAGGGGUCCUCCUUCAACAGAUGGUGUUCCUGGGUUGCCGGGACGACCAGGAAGGACUGGACCUCCUGGUUCGGCUGGGCUGAGGGGUCCAUCUGGAGUCCCUGGUGACAUUGGACCUUCUGGUAUACCGGGACAAAAGGGCCAAAGGGGAGAGAGAGGAGAGCCGGGGUACGUGGUCGGAAGCCUGGAUGCGGCGCCUGGGCGUAAAGGAGAACCUGGAUCCUCUGGCCCCCAGGGUCCUCCAGGAGUAUCAGGGGUAUCUGGGCCCCCAGGCCUCCCUGGCCAGUCUGGUCCUCCAGGGGCUCCAGGAGCUUCGGUCAAAGGGGACACAGGAGUACCAGGUCUUAAAGGACUGCGGGGGAAAGCUGGACCAAAAGGAGACAAAGGAGACGGCGGCUCUGAUGGUCAGACUGGUCUAACUGGUCCGAUUGGGGUGGAUGGAAUCCCCGGAUCUCCAGGACAGAAAGGAGUAAAGGGAGAAGAAGGCAUUGGAAUUCAAGGUGUGCAGGGACCAAAGGGGACUCAAGGGGAAAAGGGAGAAUUUGGUCCAUCUGGUCCUGUGGGUUCAAAGGGUGAGCCCGGAAAUCAGGGGAUCCAGGGAGUCAUUGGUCCACGGGGGAAGAGGGGCUUGAAAGGAGACGGGGGGGAGAAGGGCGAACGAGGGGAGAUAGGGCCUGUCGGACCUCAAGGCAUCCAAGGCUUGCAAGGACAAUUUGGAUCCAAAGGUGAUGAGGGACGACAAGGACCUGCUGGUGACCCAGCUAAAGGGAUUCUUGGGCCUACAGGGAAAAAGGGUGUUCGGGGUGACCUUGGGCCUGUGGGGCCUCCUGGACUGCAGGGCAUAAAGGGAGAGCAAGGAGACAAAGGACAGAAGGGUAGCCCUGGCUUUGGCAUCCCAGGGCAGCCGGGUCCAAAAGGGGACACAGGAGAGAGGGGUAAUGUUGGACUGUCUGGAAAACCGGGAGUCAAGGGCAAUGAUGGCUCUAUGGGGGAGAAGGGCACCAUUGGAUUCCCUGGCAACCCUGGAGCCCCUGGACUAAGAGGUAAAGAUGGUGAAUCAGGGCCUAAAGGUGAUGUAGGACUUAAGGGUGACCCAGGAGCUUCGGGGGAACCAGGAGAGAGGGGCGUGAGGGGCCCACUUGGUCUGCCUGGGCGGCCAGGAGAUCCAUCAGAAAAGGGCGAGAUGGGAAAGAUUGGCCUGCCGGGCCCAGAGGGACUCAAAGGUGAACGAGGAGAGACGGGGAAGCCAGGACCACCUGGGUCUAUUCACGCGACCUCAUCUGGUGACAACAUCCUGGCCAGAGUCAUUAAGGGAGAGCCUGGAGAACAAGGUGUACCUGGCCUAAGAGGUCAAAUUGGACCAAUGGGUCCUGAAGGACCACCUGGCCCCCCUGGGAAAUCAGUGGGUGGGUCAGGCACUGGAACAGAUGGGCUGGAUGGGUUACCUGGCACACCAGGAUCCAAGGGUGAAGCAGGGAAAAAAGGAGAGCCUGGACCGAGGGGAGAGAAAGGUGAAGUCGGACGAGUUGGAAUUGCUGGGAUGCCCGGACUUCCUGGGACUCCUGGCAGACCAGGCAUCGAUGGAAAGCGGGGCAUCGCAGGAAAAGAUGGUGAACAGGGACCAGGAGGGAAUGAUGGGAAGAAGGGUGACAAGGGUGAAUCUGGUGCUGAGGGUCCAGUAGGAGGCAAGGGAGACCAAGGGCCUCCAGGACCACCGAUCGUCAUCAAAGUCUCAGACGACGGUGCCUCUGUAGAUGAUAUAAGGAAAGCUUUCCCCAUGCCGAUGGGUCCUCCUGGAGUGAUGGGCCCCCCAGGCAAGAAGGGUGAUCGGGGUGAACAGGGUGACCAGGGGCAAAAGGGCGAUGCUGGAGGACCUGGAAAAGCAGUUGAAAUGCGGGACAUUGAAGUCCUAUUUGAAUCCUAUGGCAUCCAGCUGCCCCUGCUGAAGGCAUUGAUUGACAGGUUACUUCAGGACGGGAUGGAGGAGCUGCUGCAUGAGUUCAACACCAACAGGAGAGACAAGGGCGAGAGGAAGGAGCCCAGCUCCAACGUCAUCACAGAGUACACAAGCGCUGUGAAGUAUGACGUCCCCAGUGAGGUGCUGACCAAGUCUGAGGUGCAUGGAGGGGAGGAGGAGGCAGGAGAAGAGGGGCCGCUACAGACACCAGACAUGGCUGAUCCUAUAAAUGAGACAAAGGGGGGUCCUGCAUUAUGGGAUGCCGUAACUCUGAAUGGAGAGUUUGGCCAUGAUGGAGACGUUGAGAGUAAACUCAGAGUGACAGGAGAUGAGAGUGAUCCUGAGCCCCCUGAAGACAACCUGCACAUCCUGAGCAGCCAGGAGGACUCACUGAGGAAGAGCUCAGGGGAGAGGAAGAGGGGCAGAGACCGAGGAAAGGGUAAAGGACACAAAGGACGACAUAAACGACAACGGAAGCGUUUGGAGGACCAAGAUGAAGAGAUUGGAGAGGAUAUGUAUGAAGCUGAAGAGUACAUCUAUGAAUAUGAGGAUGAACGGUUCACCAAGCCGCCCCCACUCUCCCCCCACACAAACAAUAAAGUGAAUGUGGUGUCACAUACAGUUAUUCCUGUGACAAAGCAUCAAGACCAGCCGCUAGAUUUGCAGGUAAUCUCAGCACCUACAGGCAGCCCUGUAACAGAGGCUUCACACAAAGGGCCAGAUCAGAAUCAGGGUGAGCUCACCCCAUCACCGUCUCCGUCAGUCAGCACAACAGACGCUCCACAAGAGGAGGUAGGAAUACAGACUAGACCUGCAUGCUGUCAGUUUGUCAUCAGAGGCAGUCUACAGGUUGCAUGGACUGACAAGUGCUUGGCAGUCGCUCACAGGCAACAAAGCAUGAAGAAUUGAUGACUACAGUCGAUUCGCCUGCGCAUUGUUGCCUACACAGCGAAUGGCCCAAGCACUCGCCAUUGGCUUGCUGAGUUUUUCUUUGACUAACUUCUUUUGAGUUUCACCAGUGUAAACGGUACAAGAGACAUGAUCAAGAUACUAAUUAUGAUUUUUAAACAGUCAAGCUGAGAGAUA
Messenger RNA from Clupea harengus (Atlantic herring), 6514 nucleotides. It is a transcript of the gene col7a1l, whose product is annotated as collagen type VII alpha 1-like. Gene Ontology annotation, cellular component: extracellular matrix. Gene Ontology annotation, molecular function: serine-type endopeptidase inhibitor activity; protein binding. The coding region runs from base 62 to 6337 and encodes 2091 amino acids. NCBI's taxonomy places the organism in Eukaryota, Metazoa, Chordata, Actinopteri, Clupeiformes, Clupeidae. The transcript is spliced from 77 exons. The record is from RefSeq and is a predicted model, not a curated record.